CAGGUUUCAGAGUCAUAAACUAAUAAAUGCCUUUUGGACAGACCUUUUUAAUAUAUUUAUUGUAGUCUGGAGGAACGCAAACAGCAAAUUUAAGCUGUUUUGGAUUAACUAUUAACAUUAUCAUGAUCCCAUAAGGACGUAAGGUUUGUCUGACGCAUACAGCAUCAAACCUGUGAUGAUAAAAAUACUCAUUGAGCUUCUCUGGAUUUAAAAACCUCACAUCUGUAACCUCUAACAGAGAAGCCUGCUUUAACUGUCCACGCUCCUCCUCCUCCUCCUCCUCUGUGCGGCACGGAUCACACCUCAUAGUGAGGCAGCACUGUCCUGUACACGCCGCUCCUCCCGGCGGAGAACCGGGCGGAUGCACCGAUGGAUCGUAUUUCUGUUGACUUUCACAUUAUGUUGUUGUGUGUCACGGUUUGUCUGUCACUACCUGGCCUCUCGCCAUCCCACUGUCUGUCGGAAGGGACUGACUGACUGCUUCAUGUCCGGUGUGUAGAGCAGACCUGCCGGAUUGGUGCAGGCUGUGAAGGCGCUUUUGAAAACCUCCAUCUCUGCCCAGCUGAGUGUCUACUGGUUGAAUUCCAGUUUAAAGCAGUUGACCCGUGUGUCUUGUUAACCAGACUGUAGCAAAAAAUGAAAGGGGAGGAAAAAAGACCUGCUGGCCAGAUUGGUGCACAUGGAGCUGCUCCCGCUGCACUACUAUGACUCUGAGCUCCUGAAGAUUUAAAACAAAAAAACAUCAAAUUUCUUCGUCCUUUUUCAAGCCCACUUGAUUCCUCGAUGGGUUCCCGCAGCCAAGGCUUCUUCCACCACCACCAUCACCAUCACCACCACCGUAGCUCGAUGGUGCCCACUGCAGUGCCGAGGCUGCUGCCUGAGAACGGCAGCCUGCUCGGGGGAAUCGCACAAAUCACCCCGAACCUGUUCCUCAGCAGAGGGAACGUGGCAUCAAACCGCAGCCUGCUGCUGUCCAAAGGCAUCACCUGUGUGGUCAACGCCACCAUCGAGCUCCCCAACUUCAACUGGCCUCACAUGGAGUACGUAAAGGUCCCUCUGGCGGACAUGCCCCACUCCCCCAUCUCCUUGUACUUCGACAGCGUGGCUGAUAAGAUCCACAGCGUUGGACGAAAACGAGGAGCGGUGUUGGUGCACUGCGCAGCAGGCGUGAGCCGCUCAGCCUCUCUGUGCCUGGCGUACCUCAUGAAGUAUCACCGUGUGUCUCUGGCCGAGGCCCACGCCUGGGUCAAAGCCCGCCGCCCCGUCAUCAGGCCAAACGGCGGCUUCUGGCGCCAGCUAAUCGAGUACGAAAGGAAGCUGUUUGGUAGGAACUCUGUUAAGAUGGUGCAGACGCCCUACGGGGUCAUACCUGAUGUUUACGAGAGGGACCGCAGGAGCCUGGCUCCGUACUGGGGCCUGUGAGAGAGGCUUUGCCAACCGUCCACAGUGAGGGAUCGAGGAGGAAACGAAGAUGAGCCCUCUUGCCCUCCUGGACUGCAGGUUCAUGUGUGUCCGGGACAGGCAAAGUGAGACGAGUUUUGAGUGUACAUCUGUGUGAAGCUUAUUUAAUGAAUACUGGUGUGUUUGGACAGAGGGGAGUCGAACCAAACGCUGGUUGUUGAGGGUGCUGCCGCCCUUCAUCCAACCAGCUGCCUCCAUUUAGCCUUUUGAGUGGGAGCAAGGCGACUUCAAGCCCAGAAUCCUUCAGACCAAAGGAUCGAUUUCGGACCACAAUGAUGUCAGACACCUGUACAAGAUGAAACGCUCAGAGUGUGGAAAGUCGGUGCUGUCUAUCUCCUGGUCUGUCUUUCCAGCUCCAGCAGAGGACGAGCGCUCUGUGAAGGCUGAGACUCUGCAGCUCUGACAGCGAUGUGUCCUUUUCCUGACGUGAUGUCAUGUGGUGGUAUUGUGCCAGUUUUGCAGUAGUCUUUAGUGUGAAGGGCAGCAGCAUGCUCUCAAUUUAUGGUAGCAUUUAAGAUAAGUGUACAGGAACAACAAAAAAAUAUCUAGACUAAUUAUUUUACUGGGAUGUGCUGAUAGUGAGCAAAAAACAACAACAACAAAAAAAAAACGAUUAUGGCACACUUGAACAUUUAAAGAUGUUAGUAUAUCUACCUUUUUUAAGGUGAGUGUAAGCUAAAAGUCAAGGUUUAGGGAAAGUUCCUGUGUACCACAGGGUUGACUGUUCCAUCCCGUGACCACACUAUGUUAUUGUAGUGCUAUUUGAUGCUGUAUUUAAAAAAAGAAAAGAAAAGAAAAAAGAAAGAAAUCUGCCACCUCAAGGGAACUGGUAGCUCUAUGAUAGAUGCUUGGAAGAAUAUUUUCUAACCCACUGUUUCUGCCUUGUGUCCAUAUCCGGCUACGGUUACGAUCAAAGAUCAGGAGAGAAAACAACAUUUUAUUUCUCAGAGUGAAUCAGAUUACUUUUGUGGUUUGGUGCUCUUCUAAAGAGCGACGUCACGCAAGCUGAAAGUCUGAUUUCUGCUGUCGUCUGCUGGUUCAAAUUGUAACAUUUUCAAGUACUCUUUAGCAAAGAUAGUUUUAGGGGUGAGAUAAAAAAAUGAAUACUGCAAUAAAUCACAAUACACACAAUUUCAAGUCUUCAAUAUGCAGCGAAUAUCUUAUUUUAGUGGUAUAUUUUCCCCUUAAAGGUGCACUGUGGAGUUUUUUUUUUAGUAAACACUCGCCAAGAACACACUGUGUGCAUCCUUAAAGGUCUAACGUCUACUGAGAUUGACAGCCAAGGAUGUUGCUGCUUGUUUAGGUCCAGUCGUCUUCUUUUUCUUCACCGUUUUUCUGGUGAUGUUUCUUUGCAUAUUACUGCCACCUAUAGAUACAGUGAAACCUUGCCCAUACAUUUGCAUGUGUAAAAACUCCACAGGUUACCUUUUUAAAGCGGCAUUACGUAGAAAUGGUUUCGGGAUUUAUGUCACCAUCAUAAAUAUGGACAGUUAUGUAUUUGUUAUCAUAAUAUUUAUGAUUUUUUUUUAAA
Larimichthys crocea (large yellow croaker) is the source of this 2992-nucleotide messenger RNA. RefSeq names its product dual specificity phosphatase 14 (gene dusp14). Gene Ontology annotation, cellular component: cytoplasm. Lineage: Eukaryota; Metazoa; Chordata; Actinopteri; Sciaenidae. Gene Ontology annotation, biological process: protein dephosphorylation. Bases 784 to 1422 code for a protein of 212 amino acids. Gene Ontology annotation, molecular function: MAP kinase tyrosine/serine/threonine phosphatase activity. The record is from RefSeq and is a predicted model, not a curated record. The transcript is spliced from 3 exons.